Sclerotinia sclerotiorum 1980 UF-70 is the source of this 5802-nucleotide messenger RNA. RefSeq lists its product as hypothetical. The transcript is spliced from 7 exons. The coding region runs from base 1 to 5802 and encodes 1933 amino acids. NCBI's taxonomy places the organism in Eukaryota, Fungi, Ascomycota, Leotiomycetes, Helotiales, Sclerotiniaceae. The record is from RefSeq and is a predicted model, not a curated record. Gene Ontology annotation, molecular function: catalytic activity.
AUGGCUCAAUACACAGGCCUUGAAGCUGCUUCUUGGAAGGACUUAAUUAGAGAUUGGUGGCAGUUUAUCCUCAUUGCAUUUAUCCUUGCCUCUAUUGGUCUUGGCCUGGGCUUCAUCUCUUAUAUCGCACUCCAGAGUUCACUGAAAAGAUACCAGAAUUGGAAAUCCGCGAGAGCCGCCGCAGUCCCCGCGUCCAUCAAGAAGUAUCUUGCCAAGACUUACGGAGAACUAUCACAUCAUAAAAUCGUCGCUGUUGAAAAGAAGCCUGAAAGCUUUGGAGUAUAUCUGGGGUCGUUCAAUUAUACACCAACAGCUGAUGAACUGCGAUUGUUAGCACAAUGGGAUCUUCUUGUUGUCGAUGCCUUUCAAGAGAACAUAAAUCAUGUUCUUUCAUGUGGGCUGUAUCAUAAGCCGUCAUUAGUUCUAGCAAGACUCGAUUUAAGCACUAUUGUCCCGCAUCAAUGCAAGGUGUCAACAGCACUCGAAGGUGCUAUAGAAUGGGUCGCUAAGCUGGUAUCUGCAUCAACAGCAUCGGGAAGUGAUUGCCAUUUUUCUGGAAUUCUGAUCAGCAACUGGAACGAUCGAUUACCAAGCCCAGUGAUUAUCGAAUUCAUUGCCUUCGCUCACAAACUUGGAUUCCAAAUCUACCUUGAAACAUCUUCGCCUGGGUUCCUACGUGAUCCCAAAUUGGCAGAACUAGGUGAAGUGGCGGGAUUAAUAAUCAGAAAUGGCACGAUAUCGUCAAACGGUGACGAACGGGAUGCAUUUCAGAUGCAGGAGAUGAGGCCCACCAUAAAAGCUUUCGUUUCUCAAGCAUGCCUCAGACCUUUCGUGGUCUGCUUGUGGGAGACUUUGGAUGACGGGGUUAAUCCCACUAAUGCCGUUGUUAGGAGAUCAUACCAGUGGUCAAAAUUCUAUAGCGCCCUAUCACCAUGGAUUGGCUCAAUGGCCGAUUUGACUUCAACAACUCAUGGCAUAAACCGGAAGGAACCUCUGGGGGCAUUUUCUUGGCUCAAGGAGCCGGGGGUGAUGAAAGCGCACAAGCGAUGGCGUCUGAACCAUACUAUUGCUAGCGAAUAUGUACAGGAAAUAUCGCGCCUAGCUGGAAAUCUUCUUGGCGCCCUUUCCAUUGAGGUCGACCUCCAGCCAUCGGGCAAAUCUACCCAGCUACCAUUUGUCGACAUAGACCUUGAAUUGCCUGCAGGUAAUCUGCAAGUACCUUUGGACUUACCUGCAGAUUCCUCUGAGGGCGACCUUCCGGGAUUUUCAAGUAGAUCUCUCACGCCGACAGGGUCAUUUUUAUCGAUUCCCGCCCAGAACCGCAGAUUCUCCGAUGGCCCAUAUUCCUAUCUCAGCCAAAUCCCCGGAAAUCCAAUUUCAACAUCGCCUACUGGAUCUUCGAAUGACUUCCUUGGGUGCUUCCCACUUGGAGUAUAUGCUUCUAGAAAGUCUUUUGAUGAUAUCCUCCAAUCACAAAAAAAACUAAAAUCUCUUGAUCUUCUCGAAUCCGUAGAAAAUACCGUGUUGAAGGACAUUGGUGCAAAGUUAAACCGGUUUUGCGAUGAGCAAGACACAAUUGAGCUUUCACCAUGGCAUGCAGCUAUACAAGAACUUGCGAACCAGCUUUGUGGUUUAGCCGAUGAUUCUGCAACCACAGACUUGAUCAGGGUGUACAAAGGGCUCGAUUCGGGAUUCCAGUUUCAAGAUGGGGCUCGAUACUGGGCGGUAUUUGCGUUUGAAGAACGCGCCAUGCUUGACAUUUUUAUGUCAAGAAAUGUUCAAGAUCUUAGUGGAACAAUCCUGCAUACAUUCUUAUCAAGUCGGGGCUGUCCCCGUCAUGAAUCAUUUGAAGCAGAAAAGGAGUUUUGGCAGUGGUCGACACGUUCAAACUCUUACCUUUCCCCGCGGUUGCUCAAUGACAUAAGUUCACUUUCACCAUCAGAGCUACUCAGAUUCGUCCAAAUAUUGCAGAUAUCGUCAGUCAAGGGUCAUGGAGAUUUAAUCGAUUCUAUAAUAUUUGCUUGCGAGAGACAGCUAUUAGAUGCCGCAGAUUUCACUCAGAUGAAAGACGCCUGUUCAACUGGUUACCUAGGAAAUCAAAAGUCUCCGCAAGACCUAAUAGCAUUGAGAACAAAAUGGCAUGAGGACAAUAACUCACAGCAUCCUUCCGAGGAAAAUUCACUGGACGUCUUCCAGCAAAUCAACGACUCAAUUACCAUUGUACUGAAAGAAAGGAAGUUGGAUACUCUUCAAGUUGUUACGAAGACCUUAAUUGAAAUUCUCGAGGCCGAAAAGAUUGAUGCUCGCACUGAUGUCAUUUGCCUUGCUUUAUUUUCUGCAUUUCGAAAACAUGCUUUCGAGGAAGCAUAUGUUGAGGUAACAGAUAGGAACACCUUAUUCAACGAUCAGAGUGAUCAGGCAGCUGCCUUUGCGGAGCUCUUUGCAACGGGCGCUCGAUGCGAAUCUUACUUCGAUAUGACCCCAAGUGCCUUUGGUAAAUUACUAUCAGAUCGGUAUCGGGCUUGCCAUCAUCAACCCGGCCGGGAGCCUCCAAUAUGGUCUGAUGACGACCCAUCAACACCGUCAGCUUAUGCGGCAGCAAAAAUUGAUAUUGGAGAUUUCAAGAGCAAGCCCUUAUCCGGAGUAAUGAGAUUUACCUUUCUAAGCGUUUUCGCAAUACCAGCACUUGUGGAUAUUCUGCUGUUGACAAGUACCGGGAAAGGCCUCUAUUUGAGUGGGCACAUGAGCGACACGGCUCAGCACUCUGCAACUAUGGCUUUGAUGAUCUCUCUUUUGAUAUCUUGCGUCUGUGGUACAUGGAUAACUUGUGGUGGUGCUUAUUAUCUGAUUUCUAUGGCCUUCUCAGCAAUGAACAUGUUCGUGGCGACGAGACUGGUUGGUGGUUUUGCCUUUUCACUCGUUGUUGGCUUGAUCGGUUUUAUCGCCCUUGGUUUCAAAGACGGCAUCGUUGCAGGAGUCGUAUUUUUCUUGUACUUGAUUGCAAUGAGCACUUACUUGUCACUGCUGGCAACUUUGGCUAACUUUUCUUAUCCUGGUACCACUUUUCAAUCUGGACGUCCAGUAAUCCUCACGAUUCUUCCUUUAUUAUUCAUCUCCCCAAUCACGACAAUCUUCGCUCCUGGUUAUGACAUAUAUAUCUACUUAUCGGUUUUGUAUGUCUUCAUUUUUUCUCUUGCUUUGGGAACUCGACAUAUCGCAUCGAAAUGGACCACGUGGCAUCAAAAGAUUGAAAAUAUUAGCGACAAGGCUUUGAAGGAAUGGUAUAUCAAGGCACAUAAAGGGGGUGAUGAUCAUGCAUUCGACAGGAUGACCGAUCCAGCGGCUCUAAAGAUUUCAAGAACUGCAAUGAUCGAGGAAAUAACAAAAGUACGAAGCGGCUUUCUGCACAAAUGCCAAGAUCCUACCGUCAAAUCUUUAGCGGAAAGCUACGAUGCAACGAUCUUUCUAUUGCAAUGGUAUUCGGGCUACUCAGGAACGCCACUACCAAUGCCAUAUUCAUCAACUUGGAACAUGCAAAUCAAGGUUGCGCUUGAUACUCUCAAGCAGAUGCAAACAGGCCUCAGACUACAUAAUGCUUUUAUACACUGGCGCCAGGCUGGUGAUGAGUACACAAAGAUUUUCACAGGCCCUCGAAGUCUCAAACCUCUUUUGGUUGCUGUUUGCUUGGGUCUCCCUCUCGGACAAAUUCUCCGACAUUUUUUUCCGCAAUUUGAGUAUUGCGACGUGGUAGCACUUGCAGCAGCUACUUGGACGGCAGCAUUUCUCUCUCUGUAUUAUGCAGGUAUCAGGAUAAAACCAGUCGAUACUAUGGACUCGGAAGGUCGUGUUUGGAAUAAGAUAUCACAAGACAGAUCAUUCCAUGAAUUUACAAGCCCAGGUCGAGACUUGUUACUAUCUCAGGACGAACUUCGCAUCACUUUCGAAAACCUGAAUGCCCUUAGCGACGACGAAAAGUAUGAAGUCGAACCUAUGGCCCAUCCAGGUUUAGAGAUUAAGUCGAUCCUGCAUCAUGCUAUUGAAAUAUUUGAAGAGAUCAAAGGAAGUUCGGUUGAUUCAAUCCCAAAGUUCGCUCUGAGCGCAUUUCCAGAGGCGAUAAUGCUGUUGACGGAGGCCAUCGCAGCGUUUGACAGUGGGAAGGUUGUGAUCGAAUGUGUCUCCAUGUCUAUGUUCUCUGAUGAAUUCAAGGACCUAAAAGCAAUCAGCUGCGAUUCAAAUGAUUCAAUAAGGGUCAUUGUUGGUUGCGAAGCAAUGGAUGCAAUGGAACAGCAGUCAAGCAUCAGUAUUUUCUGUCAGACAUGCACAGGCCAGGUUGACACAUUGACAACCGAUCAGCAUAAUUGGUUACGAACGAACAAGCUUCAGGGCUUGUCUUUAAAUACAUUCAUGGCUCGUCGUAAUUUCGGUGCCUUUGUUGCCAUGGAAAAGAGAAGAUACACAUUAGAAUUCGCGAAAACAGCCCCAAUAGAAAGGCCUGAUAAGUACGAGAAGUCCAAUAUGAUGAAUUUAUUCAAAAAAGCUCGAGCACGGAGAGGGCCAUCAAAGUUACUCAAGCGCCAGUUGAAGUCGCCGUUCAGCAAAGUUUAUCAUACUAUUGGUCACUGUAUUAAGUUAUUUGCAAUAGCAUUUGUGGCGGAGCCGGAAUUACAAAGAGAGCUGGACUAUACCAUGAGGUCGACUCCGAAGUAUAUACGACCAAUUGUCAUGUUCUUAAUAACAGGCAUCUGGUCAUAUGCUAAAAUUCUGCAGGACUUGUUGAUGCCAAUGUUCUUGCUCCAUGGGAGAAAGAAUGUAGAGACUCUCUGGAAACAAAUACGUGGAACAACUGUAUCUUUGAAACGGCAGAAAAUAAUGAUAGAGAGCACCGGGGGAUCUUCCACCGCAUUUGUUCGAGUUCCGGACACUGCAAGUAUUGCAGGGGGCCAACUCACCGGCAGUGCUGUGGAAGAUACUGAUGCUGUUCAAGAAUCCUUACUAGGUUCUGGCAUUUGCGAGCUCCGCCAGUAUAGUGGCGUCCUGGAUCAAGAGCCAGCUGACGGAGCUAAACUUGAGCGCAUCAGCAUUUAUAGCAAGGAUCUUCUUCUAUUGCGCAGAGAAGACUACGUCAAAGGGGCGAGGACUAACGUUUACGAAUAUGAGUACGACGCUGAAAGUAUUCCAAAACAAAAAAUCAUGAAAAGCCGUCCUCGCUAUCCGAUUUCGCGGCGUUGCGUUGAAGGGAAGAACGAAUUUGAGCAAGUGUCUUUUAACAAUCAGGGUCUUGUCCAAAGUGGGUCUUAUAUUCUUGAUGGGAAUCUGGUGCGCUUCAAUUGCCAUUAUAGACAAAACAGCAAUUUUGAUGAUGAGUUGUUGAGAGCAGAGUUCGUUUUACCACAUAUGUUCUGCAUGGUUUCGUGGGCAGCGCCUCCUACAAAACAUCAAGACAAAUUGGACACGUGGAUACCCCAUUCGCAAGUCAUCGAGGCUACAUUUGUCAUAGGCCCCGAUGUAUAUGAGGCACAAUGGUCCUACGAUCAUAAAUACCAUCCGACCAUAUUUACGACGUUGAAUGGCGAACCUGUUGAAACGCCGGCUCUAAUACAGUGGGAUCAUCUCGGAGUCCUCAAAAAACCUACAAACUUUACAUUUCGUCACGAUGAUCACAUGAUCAGUUUCAAAUCAUUCCGUUCACAUGCUGUUCCCAGAUGGCUAGUUCUGCCAAUGCUCGCACUAGAUCCCGCUCCGGAUUUAAAGAGCGACGAACUUCAUGUCCUCGCAGCAGACUCUGGAAACAUGGCCAAAUGA